GACAGAAGUGUUGGGCUGGAGUUGGAUGCUCCGCUUUAAAGAAAAGAAAUUGAUCUUGGAUGUUGCUGCUGUGGGAACUUUGGGAUUGAUUCUUUUUGCACUGUUUCUCUAAUCGGCUUUUCAAGGAUUUAAAGAUGUGGAAAUGAGCUAAUCACAUUUCUUUCUCUAUUGUUUUUUUGCACUUUUUUUUUUUUGGUCUGGUACCAAUGAGUCGAGAUUUGUGAGAGGGCAGCAGACAGCCCUGUGUGCUGGAUGUCUGUGACAGAUCCAUGGGUCAGAAGGACCAUGUGGAGGCAGGUGCAGGCCAUAUCCUCGACCUGGGGCUGGAUUUGGAGUAUCUGUACGUAGCGGGGGCUGACCGGCAGGCUGGCGGCGCUGACGGGCCCCCUGCUAUGGAGGAGCAGGGGGAGAGCACCGCUAGCUCCCCUCCGCUGGCUGUCCUGGAGGAGAAUGGUGGGUCUGAUGCAGAGUGCGAAUCUGCGCUGACCUCUAGCUCCACCCUCGCUCCAGGUACCGACUCAGAUGGAGGAGACGGAAGUUCGACUCACAGUAAGAACACCCACCAGCCGCUCUGCCGGACCCAGUGUGUGGACUUAGGCACUGAAGGGCCUCCCGAACCCCCAUCUGAACUUUUAGCAGAGCUUGAACGUGAUGCCCAUGCCCAGUCCAUACUCAGCUCCCCGUGUGAGCAGCCGCCCGAACCUCCACCCAGUCUGCCUGCUUCAGAGCCAGCAUGUAAGGCUAGUGGGAAAGAGUACCAGACUAAAUUGGAGUUUGCCCUGAAGCUGGGCUACUCCGAGGAGACGGUGCGACUGGUGCUGUCCAAACUCGGCCCUGACACCCUCAUCAAUGACAUACUGGGAGAGCUGGUCAAGCUGGGCACCAAGUCAGACAGCGAGCAGCCGGCUGGAUUAUUAGCUUCUACCUCAUCUUCAUCAUCUUCCUCAUCCUCCUGUGGUUGUUCUGAUUUGCUGGAAGCCCAGCGGUCAGACUCACCCUGUCCUUCAGACUCUUUAGGUGACCAAGACAACCUGCGACCAAUCGUGAUAGACGGCAGCAAUGUAGCCAUGAGCCAUGGCAACAAGGAAGUGUUUUCCUGUCAGGGCAUCCAGCUGGCUGUAGACUGGUUCCUCGAGCGGGGCCAUCAAGACAUCACAGUUUUUGUGCCUGCGUGGAGGAAAGAGCAGUCCCGACCCGAUGCUCCUAUAACAGAUCAGGAGAUCUUACGCCGCCUAGAGAAGGAAAAAAUCCUGGUCUUCACACCUUCACGGCGCGUCCAAGGUCGGCGCGUGGUCUGCUAUGACGACCGCUUCAUUGUCAAGCUGGCUUAUGAGUCAGACGGCAUAAUUGUCUCCAACGACAACUAUAGAGACCUGGCUAACGAGAAGCCUGAGUGGAAGAAGUUCAUAGACGAACGGCUUCUCAUGUAUUCCUUCGUCAAUGAUAAAUUCAUGCCGCCAGAUGACCCUCUUGGUCGUCAUGGCCCCAGCUUAGACAACUUUCUGAGGAAAAGGCCCAUCAUGCCUGAGCAGAAGAAACAGCCUUGUCCAUACGGAAAGAAGUGCACUUAUGGCCACAAGUGUAAGUACUACCACCCAGAAAGAGGCGCUCAGCCUCAGCGUGCUGUGGCCGAUGAGCUGCGUGCCAGCGCCAAGACCUGCGUCACCUCAAAGAACCAGGGGGAUGCUGGGCUGGUGAAGAGCCACAGCGUGCCAGCUGGCACCAUUGAUGCCAAGAAAGGCGCCCCAAAAAGGCAGUCAGACCCCAGCAUCCGAGCUCUGUCAUACAGUGAUGCUGAGGAGAAGCUGCUGGCAAAAGGGAGGAUGGAGGGCCAGAAGAACAGCAUGUGUGGUAGCAGCAGCAGUAGCAGUUCUAGCAGCGGUAGUUGCAGUGGGAGUGUGACCAUGUCCCCGGCCCCAGGAGGCCCCCCAUCCAGUCUUAGCCUCCCGCAGGACCAGCAGUCGAGAGCAGUGAUGGCUCAUGGUCACUUACCAGCCCCCAGCCAUGACCUUUACCCUCACUGUGAGUCUCCAGACCUAAGUUACUAUUCGGUAACACGCGCUUACUCGGGCCUGAGCCUCUCAUCCAGACGGAGCCCAGACUGUCGUUUCCCCAAUGACUCGGACCUACGGCUGGGCUCGAUGGGCUCAGCCGGCUCUGAAUGCAGCAGCGAAAGCAGCGUCAGUUGCGGCAGCAGCUGCGACUCGUACAGCGAGAGGUCAUGCCCCGGAUGCCCCCCGGACCCCUUACUGGAAGACGCCGUUCAUUUUUCUAAUCCCCACAACCGACUGUACUCCCAUCAUGCCUCAUCUAGCCAUGAACUUUGUGGCCUCCAUCCUGCCGAAUACGCAAAUAUUCAGCACAGCCACACAUCCAGUACAGGAGUACACCCCUAUCACCUGAGUGCGACACGUGGGCAGAGCUGUGCUCAUGAUCCACCUCCAUUAGAGGCUCCCCCAAAGCGCCCCCUCUACCCUCUGCCCCCUCAUCUCCAGCACCAACCACUGACUGCACGCUCCAGCUGUCCAGGUGACUACCACUCUCUGCCCCAGACCAACCCUGCACCCCCUGGCUCUCCCCUUGGUCGCUGUCUGGCCCCAACACGAGCAGAAAGUGUGUCUGACUCACAUCUGUAUGAACAUCUCUCUACAUCACACCAUCACCACCGACCAAAAGCCUUGCCUAGCUGGGACAAGUACUACAGGCAGCCACUGCUGCCGCCAUCCAGAUAUGAGCCACUCACCUAUCAGAGCCUGCCAGACACACGCCAGUCAUCCUGGCACACUCCUCCAUGGGCACAAGAUGGCUAUGCCCAGCAUCACUCAUCUCACCCAGCUCUCCACCCGUCCCCAACGCAUUACCUCAGCCACCAACCGCCCCCGGCCCACUCUCCUUGCCCGCCUCAUCCAUCCAGCACUCCUCUUCCGCCUUACCCACCUCACAGCUCUCACCUCACGGUGCCCUCCCAUGCCCCUCCCUCCUACAUGUCGCAGCACCCAGAAUCCCCUGCACACAGCCGCUAUGGGGAUGCGAGGGAGAAAGUGUACAUAAACCUGUGCAACAUCUUCCCCUCAGAGUUGGUGAGCCGGGUGAUGGCCAGAAGCCCCCACAUCACAGACCCCCAGCAGCUGGCAGCUGCCAUCCUCGCAGAAAAAGCCCAAACAGGCUACUGAGGAUUGAAGGAAAACACAAGCUAAGGAACUGGUUUGCAUCAGCAGCAGUGGUGGGAUUAUACUUUUGGAUUGUCUGUGAAGAGACCUGUUUCUUUUCUUGGAAUAUUAAUCAGACAAUGCAGAAGUCUCAAGGACAUAAAAAAGCUGAAGAUAAUCCAAAUCCAGCUGUGGUCACUGUGCAGCAACAACUUUAACAGGUGUGGAGAGAGCGAGACGUGGGACGAAGUCUGCGAUUCAAGCUGCGUCAAAUGGAGAUUUGCUCUAGACCUGCCCAGUUGUUUUUAUUUAUACUGUAGCUUUGCAUACAGGACCAGUUAUGCAUCACAUUUAUAAUAGGGCACCUUUUUGAGUUGGACACCUCUAGUUACACACAGCAUUGAGUUGGUUUCACAUCCAUCAAAAAUGUGACUGAAAUUAAGAAUUAUUUAUACGCACACACAUAUUAUGUGUAUCACACACUGAGUCAAACAGGGUUUGAAAAUAUGUUUUUCUUGCAUGUGUGGAGCACCACGUGGAAUGGAUCUUCUCCUGUGUCCUCAUCAGGCAUUCCGGUUAUCACAUGAUGGCUUCAAACUCCUAUUUGACCAAGGUCUAUUCUAUGAAUUUCCGUGUGUGUGUGUGUCUGUGGAUUUUUUUCCAUGUUGGUAAACAUAGGUGUUGGAGAGAUGGUCAUCUUAUUUGAGAUGACGUCAGUUUUUUGGUCAGAGUUGUAGCUGCAGAGAUGGGUGACCCUGUCGUGUGUACCUUAGUUUUAGUAAGGGACAUCUCUCUCGCUCUUUCUCUCUGGCCCUUUCUUUCGGGUCAGCUCUGGUAUCUGCUACAGACAGAACAUCCGGCCAUCGGUAAAUAAACCGUGUAUGUAUUGUAAAUAUAUUUAACAGAUCCCUCUGCUGUGUGUUUGGCUAACAGCGUGCUCUGUUGUCUGUAGCAGAUCCCAGCUGAAUCCAUGCUUGACAGAGAAAAACCUUGUUUGAUACAAAUUGUAUCAUUAACUAAGUCGCUGAUGUUAUACGCAGUACAUGGACUCGAUGAUCCGUAUCUAUCAAACACUCUUGAUGUAUUGCUGUAUGAUAAAGUGCAGUGACAACAGUUUUGUUCCAAUCGAGAUGUUCCAACUUUUAAUCUUGUGGAAAUAGCUUUGAGACAAUUAUUUCAAAUAUAUUUCAAACAAAAGGAGUUGGGUGCCUACUAUGUUUAGGCGUCACAGCUUCGUUACCUUUUGGGUUUAAAGCUGGCUUAUUUUUAUUUUUUAUACAGGAGCUCCAGUUAAAUUGUGCAACAAAUACUUGUUAGGUACACAUCUGAAAAUAGAAAUGGGUCGGGUUUCAGCGUGAGUUCAGGGUCAGUUCGUGCCAGGAUUUUUUUUUUUUUUUUUUUUUGUAGCCACUUCUUUAAGUCAGGAAAUAAUGUAAAAUUAUGCUUUAAAUAACAUAAACUAGACGUUUGAUCAUAAACCAAUUUAUUGUCUCUAUUAAAAGGGACCUUUUAUGUGAAUUUCCAGUACUGUAUUUUUAUUCUGGGAUUCCACUAGAUUAGCUUUGCAUGAUUUGUAAUUCUUAAAAAAUAAUGAUAAUAAUAAUAAUAAUUAAAAAAAAUCUUUAUUUAUUUCUAUUCUGCUGUAUUCUAUACAGUUCAUCCUCUGCCCAAAGCCAUUUUAGCGCUAGUCUCUUUGAGGUCCCUCCUCCCUAAAAGGCUACUUUCCUCUGAUUGGCUGGGGCAAACCUAACCCAGGAUUGACCAUAUAAGGAAAUCUGCCCGAGCUGACAUAACCUCGGCACUAAAGUUCAAACAAACAAGAAAAUGUUGAAAUCCAGGCAUUAGGAGCCGUCUGAGGCCUGGAGCUUUGGCUAACAGACAUUUAUGGUGACCUCAAUAAAAACAGACAUUUAUGGUGACCUCAAUAAAAACUUUGAACUGUGGCCAUGUUUAGUAACCGCAGUUGACUUUGUUGCAGUGUUUGUGUGUGGCAGAAUACGAGGAAAAGCAUAACGAGGUCCCCUUUAUUUCCUGAAUUGAGCGUGCAGACCCCAGCCAUGUUUUAACGUAGAUUCGUGCGAUGUCCUGUGGGGGCCAUUUUGAAUGUAGCAAACGCUCUACUGAAGCUCUGCCUGGAGUGUCCGCCAUAACAAACGGAUGUGAUUCUUAUAUAUCAACAAUUCUUCAGCUCACUAAUGAAAUAUUUGGAAAUUUAGAAAAGGUUAGCAAGCUAAGCUAAACGGCUUUCUAGUAGUUAAAUAUGGAAAAAGUACACAAUAUUAAAACUCCUUUAGCCUUGUUAGCCCGUUAGCUCAAAUAAAGGCAAUAGUUUAAGUUUAAGCCUAAACAAGUUAAAAAUUAGAGCUGCUGAGGCUAAUGCUAACACUUACACACCUGAUGUGUUCAGGAUGUUAUCUGCCUGUGUGACAGUUGGGGGGUGGGGCUGACCUACUUCUAAUAGUAGGUUGCAGCGUUAGUUCAAAUGUUCACCGACUUUCUAUUUUCUUUUAACCAUUAAUUAAUGUUGCUACAGUUCUUCAGAACACAAGUUGGUUGCUUUUGAUCGCGUGGAGGCCCUAAACUGUAAAGUUCAAAAUGGCCACCAAGGAAGUCAAAGUCUAGCACUUGAGCUCGUCGUAGAAUUCAUCACAAGCCAGCUACAUAUAGCUCACCGGUCUCUUUUCUGUCCAACACGUGCUGUUGAUAAGAGAGGACCUUUGUGUGUGUAUUGAAGAAGCGCCUUCUCUCUGGCCUCCUGGCACUGUGUGUCAGCGUGGCACCUGAGCGUGGGCCCAAAGUAAUGCCUCUUCGUGGCAUUGUGCUUAUGACACAUCCAAUAAUCUGAACUAUGUUCAGCAAACUGUUAUGCAUGUUUUGAUUUGUUUUGUUUCUGCAUGUGUUCUUGUUUAAUUUAAGUUUAUAUCCGUGUUCCCGUCCUGGAAGCGUGCUGUUAUUGUCACGUGAUGCUAGUUGUCGUUUAACUAUUGCUUUUAGGUUUAACUGUACACAAAACUGGCUUUUUAAAAAAAAAUUUGCGUGUAAAUUUUUCACUUAACUGUCCGAGUAUUGAUUUCUACAACACUGGACAUUUACUUCUUGGGAUUAAGAAGCCGUUGAUGGAUGAUGUCCCACUUUUCUCCAACUCUUUGUUUCCUUUGGGAGUACACUCAGCCAUAGAUAGUGAAAUGCUGACUUAGACUUUAAAUGUUACAAUGCCAUACAGGCCAAUAAACUCUUACUGGGUAAUAGUCUGUUAUUUCACAUUAUAAUUACAUUUUUGCCAGUAGAACAGUGUAACUAAUUCAAUAUUGUAACAUUUUCAGCUGUAACUGUGAUUGUUCAUUAA
Messenger RNA from Archocentrus centrarchus (flier cichlid), 6495 nucleotides. Its product is annotated as probable ribonuclease ZC3H12C. The record is from RefSeq and is a predicted model, not a curated record. Gene Ontology annotation, cellular component: cytoplasmic ribonucleoprotein granule; nucleus. Gene Ontology annotation, molecular function: RNA endonuclease activity; metal ion binding; mRNA binding. The coding region runs from base 270 to 3173 and encodes 967 amino acids. Lineage: Eukaryota; Metazoa; Chordata; Actinopteri; Cichliformes; Cichlidae. The transcript is spliced from 6 exons.